Messenger RNA from Aegilops tauschii subsp. strangulata, 1438 nucleotides. RefSeq names its product BTB/POZ and MATH domain-containing protein 1-like. Gene Ontology annotation, molecular function: protein binding. The record is from RefSeq and is a predicted model, not a curated record. NCBI's taxonomy places the organism in Eukaryota, Viridiplantae, Streptophyta, Magnoliopsida, Poales, Poaceae. Gene Ontology annotation, biological process: protein ubiquitination.
UCCUCGCGUUCCCCUCCUCUGGCCUCCUCCAUCCUCUCCAGUCUCCACUCCCCGCUCCAUCCCUGCCGAAUCCCACUAGCUCUGCACGGCGAUACGCAAGAGGCUCGCCGCAAUGUCGUCCAGCGCCUCCGAGAUCGUGGCCGACACGACGCACGGGCGCCACCACCUGAAGAUCGACGGCUACUCGAUCACCAAGGCCACCCUGCCCACGGGGGAGUUCCUCAAGUCCCAGCCUUUCUCCGUCGGCGGCCGCCGCUGGGCCAUCCAGUACUACCCCAACGGCGACCCGUCGUCGCACAAGGGCCACAUCUCCCUCCACCUCGUCCUCGACGACGACGUCGCCGGAGAGGUGCGCGCGCAGGUCCAGUUCCGCUUUAAGGCGGAAAAGAACCAGGCGCUCUCCUUUCUCAAGAGCUGGGGCCGUAAGCCCGCGCCGCUGAAGCUCGGGAGGGUGGAGGCCGGCGAAGCUGGUGUCUGGGAGUGCCCGAAUUUCGUCAGGAGGAAGACCCUGGAGGAAUCGGACCAUCUCAAGGACGACUCGUUCACCAUCCGCUGCGAUAUCAUCGUCGUCAACGAGUUCCGCGCCGAUGGGGACCCGCCGCGGGCCGCCGCGCCAAGAUCCAUCCCUGUGCCCCCGUCCGACCUUGGCCAGCAGCUCGGCGACCUCCUCGCGGCCGACAAGGGCGCCGACGUCGUCUUCGAGGUCGGCGGCGAGACGUUCGCCGCGCACCGGUGGCUGCUCGCGGCCCGGUCGCCGGUCUUGAGCGCGGAGCUCUUCGGCUCGAUGAGGGAGAGCGGCGGCGCCGGCGCGGUGCGCGUGGCCGACAUGGAGGCGCAGGUCUUCAAGGCGCUGCUCCGCUUCAUGUACACGGACUCCUGGCCGCUGGAGACGGCGGAAGAAGAGGAAUUCGCCAUGGCCCAGCAUCUGCUCGUGGCGGCGGACAAGUAUCGCAUGGAGAGGCUCAAGCUGAUCUGCGAGGACAAGCUGUGCAAGAACAUCGCGGCGGGCACGGCGGCGAGCAUCCUGGCGUUAGCUGAGGUGCACCACUGCCAUGAGCUCAAAGGUGCAUGCUUCCAUUUCCUCAGCUCUCCGAAGAACCUGACGGCAGCCAUGGCCGGCGACGACUUCGAGAAUCUGCGCUCAAGCUUCCCCUCUCUUGUCAAGGAGUUGAUUGCCACGUGCUCGAUCGAUGCCUCAGCUCAGUGAUGGUUGAUUAUUGAUUGAUCCUAGGAUGAUUAUUGAUUAUAUAUGCUUUGCAAGCUACUCCUACUACUUACUAGCUACAUAUGCAUGCUCUCUCUUGUUUCAGCAAUGGUACUCUGGCGAUUUAGUUUUCUUGUCAUGUUCAAAAAGACUACAUUCCUACUAUCAUUGCAUUAUGUGCAACCUUACCAAUUAAUUAAUCAGUAAUGAAGGGAAUUGUGAGUUAUCAGGUGA